Ostrinia furnacalis (Asian corn borer) is the source of this 1309-nucleotide messenger RNA. It is a transcript of the gene Ubc10, whose product is annotated as ubiquitin conjugating enzyme 10. NCBI's taxonomy places the organism in Eukaryota, Metazoa, Arthropoda, Insecta, Lepidoptera, Crambidae. The record is from RefSeq and is a predicted model, not a curated record. The coding region runs from base 177 to 653 and encodes 158 amino acids. The transcript has 4 exons.
AAACGCAGUUCUUAAUGGUUGCCGAUUUGCAGUGGACCUUUCCACUGACGUUUUACAACUAAAUCCUAUUAAUUUCUUACUGUGCUGUAUAAUUAUGUUGUUAGUUUGGACGAUUAAACAACAAGUUUGAUUUCCAAAGAUUUAAUCAGAAUCCUGAAGUUUACAGUUAUACAACAAUGGCUGCAACAAGGAGACUACAAAAGGAGUUAAAUGACAUCCGGCAGUCUGGUUUGAAGUCGUUCAGGGACAUUCAGGUGGAUGAGUCAAACAUUUUAACUUGGCAAGGACUUAUUGUUCCAGACAACCCACCUUACAAUAAAGGAGCAUUUAGGAUCGAGAUCAACUUCCCAGCAGAAUACCCAUUCAAACCUCCCAAGAUUAGUUUCAAAACGAAAAUUUAUCACCCAAAUAUUGAUGAGAAAGGGCAAGUGUGCCUGCCCAUCAUCAGUGCUGAGAAUUGGAAGCCAGCCACCAAGACUGAUCAAGUUAUCCAAGCAUUAGUGGCCCUUGUUAAUGAUCCUGAGCCCGAACACCCUCUGCGUGCGGAACUAGCUGAAGAAUUCCUGAAAGACAGGAAGAAGUUCACUAAGAAUGCUGAAGAAUUCACUAAAAAGCACAGUGAAAAACGGCCCACAGACACUGACACUAAAUAACCAAUUGUAUGGAUCAUACAUAAUUGCUUGGAUCUACAGCAAUAAUGUUCAGUUUAUUUAACCAUAAGGCUUGACAGUUCAUCUAUUUAGGAUUAAUAUAAACCUGACAUUGUUAUUUCACUGUGCAUUUAUUGUAAAUUAGCUAGCUAAAAAGUAUUUGCAGAUUGUUUUACCAACCAACUCCAAAUUAGACAUUGCUGUACAUCCAGGGUAUUUUCGACUUCACAGAUUCCUGCUAUUGCUUGUUGGUCACUGUAUUGCUUGCAAAAAUAAGCACUGUUAAGACUAAAUAAAGUUAGUGAAUAGCAAUUGGCAGUUUGAUGAACAAGGCUUUGAAUUUAUUGCUUGUUUAAAUUAGAUUUCGGAAUUGUAUCAAUGAGUUGGGUAUAAUAAACUUAAUUAGGGUUUUUAUUGGUCCUUAUUAUAUUUUUCACUUAAUUUUUUCUAAUUUAAUGUCACUACCUUACUAUAGAUUUUUUCUAAUUGUCUUCAGAGCUAUUGAUAAUUUUGGGUUCACAUGUACUCAAAACUAUGUAAAUAAUCAUGCACAUGGUAAUUUUACUAUCAAGCAGGUGUCAAUAUUUGAUUUAAAUUGAGCUUGUAGGAAAAGAUCAUAGGAAGAAUACAAAGUUGAUUGUUAAUAACAUGGCUCUACC